Molecule: messenger RNA, 1229 nt
Organism: Oryza sativa Japonica Group (Japanese rice)
Lineage: Eukaryota; Viridiplantae; Streptophyta; Magnoliopsida; Poales; Poaceae
Product: putative cyclin-F2-1
Biological process (GO): mitotic cell cycle phase transition; regulation of cyclin-dependent protein serine/threonine kinase activity
Cellular component (GO): cyclin-dependent protein kinase holoenzyme complex; nucleus; cytoplasm
Molecular function (GO): cyclin-dependent protein serine/threonine kinase regulator activity
Source: RefSeq, a predicted model, not a curated record
CGGCGAGCGAGCGAGAGCGACCAUGGAUUCGAUCAUGGAGCCCUACGUCGCCGACCUUCUCGCUGACGACAUAACGGCCUCGAUGGUCGAGCUCUUGUCCGGCGACGGCGGCGCGGCGCAGAUGGAUGUCGGGGUUCUUGACGCGUACCUCCGCGCCAUCGGCGCGCUCCCGGCGCAUCCAGCGGCGCCCGGCGCCGACCUGGCCGCCGCCGCCGAGGUGGAGUCCAUGGCAUCGAAUGAUGACACCAACGGCAACUGGGACACGAAGGUGGAUGCCAAGGUGCCCUCUGCUUUUCUUCCGCCGCCGCCGGGCUUUCCUCCGCUUCCCGUUCCAGCGCUGGCCGACGAGCCCGUGUACGCCGCUCCCGUCGACGAAGGCGACGCUAUCAGGGCGUUCAUGCAGCAGCUGGAGUGGAGCGAGCAGUACAACGGCGACGACGACGCUCCGGCCCCCGACGACUCCAUGGCGUCGCGCCCGCAGCUGUGCGCGCCCUACGACGACGACAUCGACGCCAACCUCCGUGCCAUGGAGAAGGACGCCGCCGAGCGCCCGUCGCCGGACUACCUCGACACGGUGCACAACGGUCAGAUCAGCGCGGCGUCACGCGCCUCCCUCGUCGCCUGGAUGGGGAGGCUCACCCACCGCUACGAGCUCGCCGCCGGCACGCUCCACCGCGCCGUGUCCUACUUCGACCGGUUCCUGUCCGCGAGAGCCCUGCCGAGCUACACCGAGCACCAGCUCAGCCUCGUCGGCGCCACGGCCGUGUACACGGCGGCCAAGUACGAGGACCAGGGGACGGUCUUCAAGCUGGACGCCAGGGAGAUCGCCAGCUACGGCGAGUUCGCGUCGGCGCAGGAGGUGCUCGCGAUGGAGAGGGAGAUGAUGGCGGCACUGGGCUAUCGGCUGGGCGGCCCGAACGCGGAGACGUUCGUGGAGCACUUCACCCGGUACAGCAAGGGGAAGGAGGAGCUGCGCGUGCAGCGGCUGGCGCGCCACAUCGCCGACCGGUCGCUGGAGAGCUACGGCUGCCUGGGCUACCUGCCGUCCGUGGUGGCAGCGGCGGUGAUCUCCAUCGCGAGGUGGACGCUGAACCCGCCGGGCGCGCUGCCGUGGAGCUCGGAGCUGCACGAGCUGACGGGGUAUAGCUCUCAGGAUAUCUCCAGCUGCGUCCUCACCGUGCUCAACACGCAGUGAUCAGCCGGUGAUGGAUGGAUAAUAGUUACAAGAA